AUGUACAGGCCAAACGCAGCUACGUGCGAGGUGUGCGGGAGACGAAUGGCCACUGCAUUUGCGAUGAAGGCUCACCUGAGGAUACAUACGGGUGAAAGACCCUUCCAGUGCACCCAGUGUGACAAGACAUACCUUUCAAACGACGCACUAGGCCAUCACAAACGGUCAAAACACAAGAAAGCCAACACACAAGGUUAUCAACUCAAAGUGUGUCUUUCAAAUAUCAAGCGGGACGAUUUAAAUAAACAAAAUAAACAUCCAGAUAAUACGUGGUGCAAUAAAGGAAAACAACAACACAAAACUACAAAGGCGGAUAGUGAAAAAUGGGAGCUCAUUGGUGAUGAGAAGCAUGGGACAAGCGAGAUAACUCAGUCCGUGUUCGUGAUGGACGACCAUGUCUUCCCUACUUUCAAAGACACUGAAAAGACUCUGGAAUUCGAACAUUCGGAAGUGAAUCGUAGACACGGUGAUGAACAGAUAAAUUUGAAUUUUUUGUCUGAUAACGUUCCACAACCGUCAGUCGACGUUACCUGUAAGAAUAACACAGGUCGUCAUUUUGAGUUUGAGUCUCGGGAUCUGAACACACAACGUUGUAGCAAUGACAACGAAGAAGCUAUAGUUGGUUCCGCUACGUGCGAGGUGUGCGGGAGACGAAUGGCCACUGCAUUUGCGCUGAAGGCUCACCUGAGGAUACAUACGGGUGAAAGACCCUUCCAGUGCACCCAGUGUGACAAGACAUACCUUUCAAACGACGCACUAGGCCAUCACAAACGGUCAAAACACAAGAAAGCCAACACACAAGGUUAUCAACUCAAAGUGUGUCUUUCAAAUAUCAAGCGGGACGAUUUGAAUAAACAAAGUAAACAUCUAUAUAAUACGUGGUGCAAUAAAGGAAAACAACAACACAAAACUACAAAGGCGGAUAGUGAAAAAUGGGAGCUCAUUGGUGAUGAGAAGCAUGGGACAAGCGAGAUAACUCAGUCCGUGUUCAUGAUGGACGACCAUGUCGUCCCUACUUUCAAAGACACUGAAAAGACUCUGGAAUUCGAACAUUCGGAAGUGAAUCGUAGACACGGUGAUGAACAGAUAAAUUUGAAUUUUGUGUCUGAUAACGUCCCACAACCGUCAGACGACGUUACCUGUAAGAAUAACACAGGUCGUCAUUUUGAGUUUGAGUCUCGGGAUCUGAACACACAACGUUGUAGCAAUGACAACGAAGAAGCUAUAGUUGGUUCCGCUUGGGAAUGUAACCGCGGUUCUGAUAAUGUACCGGAACAGGGUGUUGGUAUGCACAAAAACUCAAAGCAGACACUGCAAAAUGGAAAGCAAAUUCUUAAAAAGCCUUACAAGUCUAAUUCAUGUCAAGGGUCAUUUGCGAUUAAAAAGGGGUUCGAGAAGCACAUAAUGGCAUCAGACUAUGAAACAGGAGGUAAGAAACGGGCGUUUGAAUGCGUUGUCUGUGAUAAGGUAUAUGUCAGAAGGUGUACCUUAACCAGACACAUGAGAACUCAUACCGCGGAGAAGCCUUCCCAGUGUGAUGUGUGUGAAAUGAGGUUCUAUCGGAGAGACUACAUGCUGAAUCAUAUGAAAAGGGUUCAUAAGCAUGGUAACGAUGGCAACGCGGUCCUUUCGGCACACAAGUUCAAAGUCACCAAGAUCUCCCCGAUCCAAUUCGAAGAAAAAAUAAUAACCGGUGACUGA
This is a messenger RNA of Haliotis rubra (blacklip abalone), 1701 nucleotides long. RefSeq names its product zinc finger protein 808-like. Lineage: Eukaryota; Metazoa; Mollusca; Gastropoda; Lepetellida; Haliotidae. Gene Ontology annotation, biological process: regulation of transcription by RNA polymerase II. The transcript has a single exon. Bases 1 to 1701 code for a protein of 566 amino acids. Gene Ontology annotation, molecular function: RNA polymerase II cis-regulatory region sequence-specific DNA binding; DNA-binding transcription factor activity. The record is from RefSeq and is a predicted model, not a curated record.